This is a messenger RNA of Dendroctonus ponderosae (mountain pine beetle), 619 nucleotides long. RefSeq lists its product as uncharacterized. The transcript is spliced from 2 exons. Gene Ontology annotation, cellular component: mitochondrion. NCBI's taxonomy places the organism in Eukaryota, Metazoa, Arthropoda, Insecta, Coleoptera, Curculionidae. Bases 125 to 460 code for a protein of 111 amino acids. The record is from RefSeq and is a predicted model, not a curated record.
AGUAUCCUGAAGUUGGGACUCUAGUUUCAAGGUCACAUAUUUUCAUAGAGCAUAAAUUAAAGGUGAUCUGUGCAUUUCAGAAACCAAAGACAAUUACAGUUAUUACAUAACAUAACCAAGCAAAAUGUCUACAGCAGGCAAAAUCUUAGCUUUUUCCAAAGUGAGAUACUUUUCAUCUAGCAAAAGAACCCUAACAGGAGGGAAAAUCAUUUUUGCCAAAUCUUCUGGAGCUUCGAGCUCAAAAUCGCCUGAGUCGAAUGUACAGGGGCUGAGUGAAAAUGUGGUAAAAGUGCCCAAAGAGCCUGUAGGUCCAGGUGCAAGUAAAAGCUCAAACUACCCGAACCCCGAGUACUUCUGCUAUGACAAAAACAGCUACUUUGAGGCAGAGGUGGAGAUCUUGAAAUACCGAUGUCCGCAGCCUUCGGUUUUCAACUACUACGAACACUCUAAUCCGAAAUAAACCAUCAAAGAGCUCAAACAUAAACUAAGUUUAUUGAUUAGUCUACAGGUUUAAUCGUAAUAAAUCUGGAUAGGAUGAACACUAUAACAAGUGUGGUACAGACCAUGCAGUACGCAAAUAUAUAGAAUGAUUCCUCAUCAAAUACAUCCGUAAAAGCUG